UAACCAGUAACCAAAAGUCAAAACACAUAAAACCUAACCUCAAACUUGAUCCCCAAAAAAAUUAAAAAAUUACAAAUUUCAACUAAAAAUACCAAAUCAUGUCUCGAUUAUUCCGUGCCUACGGUGAAAUGUGCGCCAACCAUCCCUGGGAAGUCAUAGUGGCAGUUGUCACCCUCACUACAUGUUUCCUGACCCUGGAAAAACAGGUAACGAGCCCCAAAAAGCCUCCCGUCUGUGUAGGUUGCUACGAGGAACCAUUCCAGGCCGCCGACAUGGUCCUAAUGACCGUUAUCAGAUGUCUAGCGAUCCUCUACAGCUAUCAUCAAUUCAGGCAUUUGCAAAAUAUUGGAUCUAAGUAUAUAUUAGGCAUUGCUGGGCUGUUUGUGGUGUUUUCCAGUUUUGUUUUUACUUCUACUUUGUUGAAUAUUUUGAACGUUGAUUUGGUGGAUCUUAAGGAUGCUUUGUUUUUCUUUUUGCUGCUGAUUGAUUUGUCCAAAGCGGCUACAUUGGCUCAGUUUGCCUUGACUGCUAGCAACACUGAGGAAAUAAGCAAGCAAAUUGCCAGAGGAAUGUCUGUUUUAGGCCCUUCAUUGACUUUAGACACAAUCGUUGAAACGUUAGUUAUUGGAGUUGGUACCCUCUCGGGUGUUAGAAGACUAGAAAUGCUAUCAUACUUUGCUUGUGUAUCUGCAAUUGUAAAUUACGUAAUAUUUAUGACUUUUUAUCCAGCUUGCUUGAGCUUGAUGUUUGAAUUAGCUAAAAUUUCAAACUUUUAUGGAGAAAACCAGCAUUUGGUCAAAAAAAAAUUACUUGAAGAAAAUGACAAAGGCAAUCCUGCUCUUCAACGUGUAAAAUUAAUAAUGUCCUUUGGCCUAUUAGUAGUUCACGUACACAGCAGAUGGUCUGUUAAUGAGGAUUUUAAAAGCUCCAUAAACAACAACAAAGAGGCUGUUAAUUGCUCAGACGAUACAACUUUUUAUGGUUUUGUAAUGAAGCAAUUUGUAAUUAGUGCUGAUCAUAUAGUAAUCCUUAUUUUACUAUUAACUUUGAUGGUGAAAUUUAUAUUUUUCGAAUCAAAAGACCAUUUAAAAGAACAAUUAGAACAUGAUGUUUUGUUGGAAAUUAAAAGAGACAUUCAAAAGAAAAAACAUAUAAGAACAACUUCAAUUAAUGCAGAAGCUCAAACUGAAGGAUUUAGUCCAGAAGUUUUUGAGUUUGAAGAUGGAGUUAAUGAUAGAGACACUGAUGUACCCAGAAGCCUUCAACUUUGCCUGGAAAUAUACCGCACAGAGGAAGGAGCCAAAGAUUUAGCAGACAAAGAAAUAAUGAUGUUGGUGGACACCAAACACAUUCCUGCCUAUAAUUUAGAAAAGGCUGUGAGAAACCCCGAACGAGGUGUGAAAAUUAGAAGGAAAAUUUUAGCCAAUCAAAUGAAGCUAAAUGCUGCCUUUAUUAAUAUGCCUUACAAAAACUAUGAUUAUGGGAAAAUAAUUGGGGCUUGUUGUGAAAAUGUUGUGGGAUAUGUACCGGUACCUUUAGGAGUAGCUGGACCAUUAUUGUUAGAUGAUAGACUUUAUUAUAUUCCUAUGGCUACUACUGAGGGAUGUUUAGUUGCUAGUACAAAUAGAGGUUGUCGAGCUCUAGAAAAAACAGGCAUAAAAUCGAGAAUCGUCUCGGACGGAAUGACUCGAGGCCCCGUUGUCCGUUUCCCAUCGAUAACCCGAGCAAGUGAAGCCACCGUUUGGCUCAAACACGAAGAAAACUUCAAAAAAAUCAAAGACCGAUUCGAUUCGACUAGCAGAUUUGCCAGAUUAACUAAAUUAUCGACGCACAUUGCCGGACGUUAUCUUUUCAUUCGGUUUAUAGCGCAAACUGGGGACGCUAUGGGUAUGAACAUGAUUUCAAAAGGCACCGAGUUAGCGCUGACAUGUAUACAAACCCACUUUGACGAUAUGGAAAUAUUGAGUCUGAGCGGCAACGUUUGCACAGAUAAAAAAUCGGCAGCUAUUAAUUGGUUAGAGGGCAGAGGCAAGAGUGUAGUAUGUGAAGCGACUAUUCCUUCGAACAUCGUGCACUCGGUGCUGAAAUCCAGCACUGCUGCUCUAGUUGACCUGAACAUAUCAAAAAACCUAGUGGGAUCAGCCAUGGCGGGAAGUAUUGGCGGUUUCAACGCUCACGCAGCUAACAUAGUCACUGCCAUUUUUAUAGCGACUGGCCAAGAUGCGGCUCAAAACGUAGCCAGCAGUAAUUGUAUAACUUUGAUGGAGCCUUGCGGAGAAAAAGGAGACGAUUUACUUAUUUCUUGCACCAUGCCUAGUAUUGAAAUUGGUACUGUAGGGGGUGGCACUGUUUUACCCGCUCAGACUGCUUGUUUGGACAUGCUCGGAGUCAAGGGGCCUCACAUGGAAAAUCCCGGUGCAAACGCCAAACAACUGGCUAAGAUUGUUUGUGGAGCUGUUUUAGCUGGCGAGUUGUCGCUCAUGGCUGCUUUAGCUAGCGGACAUUUAGUCAAGAGCCAUUUAAAGUAUAAUCGUUCUUAUUCUGCCAAAGAUACUCCUAUGGAGAUGAGCAUAGCCUGUCGAACAUGAAGAGGGAGAUUGAAUCUAUUAGGUGAUUUUUAGCUAAUUAUUGUGAAUAGUGCAAUUUUGUCCAAUUAAUUGUUGCUGUUUUAAGUCCACUCUUUAUAUUGUUUAUUUAUUAAUUAAAGUA
Ceutorhynchus assimilis (cabbage seed weevil) is the source of this 2709-nucleotide messenger RNA. The record is from the annotation of a GenBank genome assembly. NCBI's taxonomy places the organism in Eukaryota, Metazoa, Arthropoda, Insecta, Coleoptera, Curculionidae.